CUUCUACAAAAAAAGCGGGAAACUUUUGUUGGCAAUAAGUUUUGCAUGGAGAGAGAGAGAGAACAUGAUAAAGAAGAGCUAAUUGCAAGAUUUCCAAUCACAACAUCAAUUCACAAUUAACAUACAGUGUGCAUGAAUUGAAAAAAUUCCUUAUUUUCAAGAUAGAAGAGGCAAUCGCAUGAUUAUUUCUGCAUUUUAGAAACAAAUAUUUUAAAAUCUAAUAAUCUUGAAACAGUGGCAAUAUAUUGCACAUGAAUUUAUAAUUAUAAUCUCAAUUUUCAAAGUGUAAAAAUGGAACCACCACAAGAAUUUCCAUUUCCUUUUCCAGCAUAUCAAAUUCAAAAGCAAUUUAUGAAGGAAUUGUACAAUUGUCUAGAAAAUGGCAAAUUAGGUCUUUUUGAAAGUCCAACUGGUACAGGAAAAUCUUUAUCUCUCAUUUGUGGUGCGCUUAAAUGGUUAAUUGAUCAUGAGAAAUGGAAGAAGCAGGAAUUAAUUUCUAUAAUUACGGAAAUAGAUAAUAAAAUAAAGAACUAUGAAAAGUCAUCUGAUGAUUGGUUUACAGUGCAAACAGAACAAAUAGAAUUAAAUAAGCAAAGAGAACCAUUGCAAGCUAAGUUAAAUGCACUUCUUGAAUAUGAAGAUGAGAGAGGAAAACUUAAAAAAUUAAUUGAAUCAAAAAUGGCUGUUAAAACUAAAACAACUAGGAAAAUAAAGCAACAGUCCACAACAAAGUUUACAGAGUCUAGUAAAACAAAAAAAGAAAUUGACUUGGAUAUUUGUGAUACCGAAAGAGAUCUUAUCUUGGAAGAUGCAUUGUCAAAUUCAGAAAGUUCUGAGGAAGAAGAUAAGGAAGAACCAUUAUUUAAGAACACCAAAAUCUUUUUCUGUUCUAGAACGCAUUCACAGUUGACACAGUUUGUGCAUGAAUUGAAGAGAUCUCCUUAUUCGCAAGAUAUUUCUGUGGUGCCACUCUCAUCAAGACAAAAUUACUGCAUUAACAAAAGCGUCAAAAGAUUAAAACAUAUUAAUUUAAUUAAUGAAACCUGUUUACAAUUACAAAGAAAAAAAACUACUGUUAAGAAGGAAAAAGACUUAAAGAAAUUAAAAACUUCAAGCGGUUGUCCUUUUGUACCAGGUGAUCAAAAAUUAUUGAUGGCUGAAGUUCUAACAAAUAUUAAAGAUAUCGAAGAGAUUGCACAAAAGGGCCAGGAAAAUGAUACUUGUCCAUAUUAUGGCUCAAGAAAAUCUCUGCAAAGUGGACAAUUGAUAUUAGUUCCAUACAAUUCCAUUCUACAUAAAAGUACAAGAGAUAGUUUAGGAAUAGAUUUGAAAGGAAAUGUUUUAAUAAUAGAUGAAGCCCAUAAUUUAUUGGAUGCUAUUGAAGGAAUGCAUAGUUCUGUAAUUACAGGGAGAAAUUUGCUUCACUGUUAUAGUCAGCUACUACAAUAUCAGAAAAGAUUUGAAUCUUUAUUCUCAGCUAAAAGUGUAUUAUAUUUAAGUCAGCUAAGUUUUUGUUUAAAAAAACUUCUAACUCUCUUUGGGGCAACAACAAAAUCUCAUCCCAGUGAUGAGAUUAAUAAAUCAGUAACACCCAAAUUAUACAAAAUAGAAGAAUUCGAACUACUUACAGAGAUUGAUACAGUAAAUAUAUUUAAGCUGUUGGAAUUUGUUAAAACUUCGAAACUCAUUCAUAAAUUACAAGGAUUUGUCGAGCAGUACGGCAAUAGUAUAAAAAUCCAUGAACAGAAAAUAAAGAAAUCCGGUAUUACGGAAUUUCUAGAUUCAAUUAAAAACAAAAAUACAUCAUCUCUUGGAACUUCCAAUACCGCUGAUAUAUCGGAUAAUAAUGAAGAACAAACGAGCAAUCCAUUGAUGGUAAUUUUGAACUUUCUAGAAUGCCUGAAGAGCAGAUGUAUAGACGGCAGAAUAUGCAUUUUACCUGCUGCUACUAUCGGGCAAGGAAUUAUAAAAUUUUUAUUAUUAAAUCCAGCAACACAUUUUCAUGAUAUUGUGAGAGAUGCCAGAUCAGUAGUACUUGCUGGUGGCACAAUGGAGCCAAUGUCCGAAUUCAUAGAUCAAUUGUUCCUAAUGGCAGGUGCAAUGCCAGACAGGAUUAUGACAUUUUCGUGCGAUCACGUAAUUCCCAAAGAGAAUAUUAUAUCCAAUGUCGUGAUACGUGGUCCAACUGGAAUUGAAUUUGAAUUUAAUUUUCAUAAUCGGCAAGAUACAAAAUUGCUGGAUGAAUUAGGUAGAGUUCUAUUAAAUUUAUGUAACAUUGUACCAGCUGGAAUUGUAGCAUUUUUCCCAUCUUACAGCUAUGAAGACAUAGUAUUCAAGCAUUUAGAUAAAUCUGGCAUUGCAUCAAAAAUUUCUAUAAAGAAACGUAUCUAUCGUGAACCUAAAUUAGCAUCACAAGUCAAUGUAAUAUUAGAUCAAUAUGCAAAUUUCAUUAAAAAUCCACAACCUCCAUGUAAUGGAUCCUUGUUGUUUAGUGUAGUUGGUGGUAAAUUAAGUGAAGGUUUAAAUUUUUCUGACGAUUUGGGUCGAUGUAUUAUAGUUGUUGGUUUGCCAUAUUCUAAUAUCAAAUCACCAGAAUUGCAAGAGAAGAUGAAGUAUUUAAAUGAACAUGUGAAAUCAGAUGCUGGAAGUAAUUUUUACGAAAACUCCUGCAUGAAAGCGGUAAAUCAAUGUAUCGGCCGAUCUGUUCGUCAUAUCAAUGAUUAUUCAACAGUUGUAUUAUUAGAUAAACGUUAUCGUCAUAAAGUUAAAGUAUUACCACAAUGGAUCCAACGUUCAGUGACAGUCAAUGAUUCAUUUGGACCUGUAAUUGGUAACAUUGCAAAAUUUUUUUCGGCGAAACGAAUUAAAACAGUUUAAUCUAUGAUAACAGUGAUAUGUGUGUAGAUCAACUAGAAAGAUACUAUUU
This is a messenger RNA of Camponotus floridanus (Florida carpenter ant), 2926 nucleotides long. Its product is annotated as ATP-dependent DNA helicase DDX11. The record is from RefSeq and is a predicted model, not a curated record. Lineage: Eukaryota; Metazoa; Arthropoda; Insecta; Hymenoptera; Formicidae. Bases 292 to 2877 code for a protein of 861 amino acids. Gene Ontology annotation, cellular component: nucleus. Gene Ontology annotation, biological process: nucleobase-containing compound metabolic process; establishment of sister chromatid cohesion. Gene Ontology annotation, molecular function: ATP binding; DNA helicase activity; hydrolase activity, acting on acid anhydrides, in phosphorus-containing anhydrides. The transcript has 9 exons.